Messenger RNA from Cryptomeria japonica (Japanese cedar), 1896 nucleotides. RefSeq lists its product as uncharacterized. NCBI's taxonomy places the organism in Eukaryota, Viridiplantae, Streptophyta, Pinopsida, Cupressales, Cupressaceae. The transcript has a single exon. Gene Ontology annotation, biological process: regulation of DNA-templated transcription. Gene Ontology annotation, molecular function: DNA-binding transcription factor activity; DNA binding. The record is from RefSeq and is a predicted model, not a curated record. The coding region runs from base 8 to 1384 and encodes 458 amino acids.
AGCAGCUAUGCCCGGGAGAAAGAAACAGUUUUUUGAGAACACUGAUCUUGUUCAAUUGGGUUGUUCACGUUAUGCUCAUUGCUAUUUAAUUGCUCGAGAUUACUACUCUUGGCUUAAGAUCUGGUUGAGGUUUUUCACAAUGGUUGUCAGAGGGAGGAAGGGGAAGAGGAAGAUGAGUGUAGCCCUCAAGCUUGCCAAAUGGGCUCACAGUGAUGCUGAAAUGGUGAAGAAAGCUCCUGCUAAGGGGUCCAAGAAGGGGUGUAUGAAGGGGAAAGGGGGGCCAGAUAAUGCCCAUUGUAAUUACAGGGGGGUUAGACAGAGAACUUGGGGGAAAUGGGUUGCAGAGAUCAGACAGCCCAAUAGAGGAGACAGGCUAUGGCUUGGUACCUUUGUUACAGCUGAGGAAGCUGCCCUUGCUUAUGACUUUGCUGCUAGGAUGAUUUAUGGCCCCUGUGCUAGGCUCAACCAUCCUCAGAUUAAUAAGGUCUGUACUACUACUGAUUCUCUUCCUAUGGGAACUAUACCCAAGUCUGCUGUUGUAAGUUCUGAAUUCUCUGAAGUCCCACAAAUUGAUCUUUGUUCUGAAAAUCAUGAGGACAAUCUAGCCAGUUUUGCCUCUGUGCUUGAAAAAAAUAUUGCCAUGAUUCCCCUGUCUACUCCUCUUCAAGUAAUCCCCUUUGAAGAUUCCCCAAACGCCCAGUGCUGUAAUGUCCCUGAAUUCUCUGUAAUUGGAGGGGAGGACAUUGCUAGACAAAGUGGACCCUGUUCUUUAUCUGGGUCCAUUGCUAGAAUCCAGCAAAUUGAGCCUUGUUCUUCAUUUGGGUCCUUGGCAAUUGAAUUGGGCUAUGGUGAACUUGGAAUGCCACAUUCUAUCCCUCUUCAAGCUGCAAGCCCCUUUGAAGAUCUUCCUAAUGCCCAAUGCUCUAAUGUCCCUGAAUUCUCUAUAAUUGAAGGGGAGGACAUUGCUAGAAAAAGUGGACCCUGUUCUUCAUCUGGGUCCACUGCUAGAAUCCAGCAAAUUGAACCUUGUUCUUCAUCUGGGUCCUCUGCAAUUGAAUUGGGUUAUGGUGAAAUUGGAAUGCCACAUUCUAUGUUGGAGCAAUGUAAAGAUGUCAUAGACAACCUGAGCUUUAUUAAGAUCGAAGAGGUCCCAUAUCCAGGUUUUGGGAAGAUUUGUGAUUGGUUUUGUAUGGAAAUGGGAAAUCCAAACAUUAAGGAAAUGAUUGAUGCCAGUGCAAAUGCUUUGUCUUGUGAAGACUUCUGGCUGCACCAAAAUGAUGAUUUAGGUGGUCCAAAUCACUCACAGCCUUUACAGGAUAUGGGAAUUCUUGAGGCCUUAUUCAAUGAGUGCAAUCCAGCAUGUCAAAGGAAUGAAGGUUUCUAAGUACCAGAGAUUUCCUGAUGAGCAGACUACUUAGAGAUCUGAAUUGCAAACUACAAGCACUUUGUUAUUGGUUGGCAGACUGUAAUCAGCCAUUAUGCAUCAACAUCCUGCCCUGGUGGAGGAAUGUUGUCUGUGGAAGCAAAAAACUGUCAUCUUUUAGAGGAUUUGUUAAUAUAUUUAUAGAAUCAAAAACACCAACCAAGAUGAUCAUGCUAGGAAUUUACUCAUUUUAAGGCGUACAGCCCCUCACGUUCUACUCUCAAAUCCACCCUGAUCAGUAGAUGAUAAGAAGAAAGAUCCAAAUAUUCUUCCCAAAGAUCCACAGCUUCCGGGGAUAAACCCAGCAUUGGCAUCAUUCAAUGAUGCAAUAGGUAUGUUGACAGGAGAAGCCAUGUAGAGAGUUACGAUUCAAAUUGAUUCGAGUAUACUUCGUGAAUGUUAGCCCUGAUCUUUCGAUGCUCCCAAUGCUAAUUAAGGGAUGUAUUAAAGAUUAUCUGUUAUAAACUUCAUUA